This is a messenger RNA of Oryza brachyantha (malo sina), 684 nucleotides long. Its product is annotated as 60S ribosomal protein L31. Bases 66 to 449 code for a protein of 127 amino acids. Gene Ontology annotation, biological process: cytoplasmic translation. The record is from RefSeq and is a predicted model, not a curated record. Gene Ontology annotation, cellular component: cytosolic large ribosomal subunit; ribosome. Gene Ontology annotation, molecular function: structural constituent of ribosome. The transcript has 2 exons. NCBI's taxonomy places the organism in Eukaryota, Viridiplantae, Streptophyta, Magnoliopsida, Poales, Poaceae.
UAUCUCCUCUCGCCGCUGCCUCCCUCGGAGCCACACAAGGAGAAGGGCGGCGGCGCAAGGCGAAGAUGUCGGAGAAGAAGCGCGGCGCCGGCACCGGCACCGGCACCCGCAAGGACGAGGUGGUAACCCGGGAGUACACCAUCAACCUCCACAAGCGCCUCCACGGAUGCACCUUCAAGAAGAAAGCGCCUAAUGCCAUCAAGGAGAUCAGGAAGUUUGCACAGAAGGCCAUGGGCACAACAGAUGUCCGCAUUGAUGUGAAACUUAACAAGGCCAUCUGGACCAAUGGCAUCCGGAGUGUCCCAAGGCGAGUCCGUGUUAGAAUUGCCCGUAAGAGAAACGACGAGGAGGACGCCAAGGAGGAGCUCUACUCUCUGGUCACAGUUGCUGAGAUCCCUGCAGAGGGUCUCAAGGGUUUGGGAACCAAGGUUGUCGAGGAUGAGGAGUAAACUAUGCAUUGGUAUUUAUCAGUUAGCGCUUAGUGCAUAUUUCCAUGAUAUCGGUCACUAUGCUGAGAGCAAAUUUGAAGUCUUGCUUUAGCGUUUUGUUAUCUACUGUUGAUGACUUGAUGUAAUAGAAGAUUCAAGACAAUGCAUUUUCUUAAGCGCUUGAAAUUUUGACUUGUUUGUCAAAUCCGCGCCAUGCUAUCCUGCGGUUAUCUUGGGUCACAUUUUGAGCUUAAAA